AGCGCUGCUGUUGAUGGAAUUUGAGGGUGCCGAAGAUGUUCCCCGUAAUUUCCAGCCGUCGUCUUUGGUGGUGUAGCCUUCAGAGGAGAAUCUGCCUGAACCAACCAGUUGUAAGCAGGCAGCACUUUCAGCAUAUGCACAUCCGAGUUGGAGACCGGGCUGAACUCAGCAGAGCCUUCACACAAAGGGAUGUGGUUGCCUUCUCAGAACUAACAGGGGAUGUUAAUCCUUUGCAUUUAAAUGAAGAUUUUGCAAAGCACACCAAGUUUGGAAAGACAAUUGUGCAUGGAGUUUUGAUCAAUGGACUUAUUUCAGCUCUCCUGGGGACUAAAAUGCCAGGCCCAGGCUGUGUAUUUAUUUCCCAGGAAAUUCACUUUCCAGCCCCUUUAUAUGUUGGAGAAGUUGUUGUAGCUUCUGCAGAAGUGCAAAGGCUGAAGCGGUUCAUUGCGGUUAUUGCUGUGUCAUGCUUUGUAAGAGAAAGUGAAAAGACUGUUAUGGAAGGCUGCGUGAAAGUUAUGGUCCCAGAAGCUUCCAAGCCCUGAAAUAUGUGUUUAAAGAUGCAAGCUCAGGCAUCAGUGUUACUGUUACUGAAGAGCCUCUGAGGAAAACGGAUUGCUGCUCUUCAACGAGGAGUGGCCAGCAGACCCAGCAGCCCACAGUGGGGGAGGCAGCAGGUAGCGAGGGGUUCACAUGCCCACUUUCUAAUUCGGCCUUAUGUUUCAUACAGAUGAGUCUAUUUAUCAUCUAAGUUUGUAAAUUUGAAAAAAUAUGGGGAAAGUUAUCAUUUAGCUCAAGGUUCUAAUUUUAGGAUUUCAAACCAAGUUAAAUUUGCAUUUGGAUAACACAAACUUACCUAUAUCUGCAUAGAAUAAAUUUCUCAGUGAAUUUAUAGCUAGGUAGCAUUUAAUUUUUGACAGCAAUUAGAAGAGGAGUUGGGUAAUCUUUGAACACCUGUCUUUACCAAUAAAUAUUUAGAUACUGUUCUUCAGUA
Myotis myotis is the source of this 991-nucleotide messenger RNA. It is a transcript of the gene HTD2, whose product is annotated as hydroxyacyl-thioester dehydratase type 2. The record is from RefSeq and is a predicted model, not a curated record. The transcript has a single exon. Bases 36 to 542 code for a protein of 168 amino acids. NCBI's taxonomy places the organism in Eukaryota, Metazoa, Chordata, Mammalia, Chiroptera, Vespertilionidae.